Penicillium oxalicum is the source of this 192-nucleotide messenger RNA. RefSeq lists its product as uncharacterized. The transcript has 2 exons. The coding region runs from base 1 to 192 and encodes 63 amino acids. The record is from RefSeq and is a predicted model, not a curated record. Lineage: Eukaryota; Fungi; Ascomycota; Eurotiomycetes; Eurotiales; Aspergillaceae.
AUGCUGUACUUGAAACUCAGCUCCGUCGCUGUGCUAUGCGGUCUCUUGAGUAUGGCAGUCGCGGCUCCCGUGGAAACCCGUGAGGCUAAACCGAUUGUGCCCGGGUACCUCCUAGUGCCUGUCUAUGACAUUUCGGUGGUCCUCAGCUGGGAGCUGAAGAAGUUCUGGAAAGGAACCGCGUCUAUUCAGUGA